AUGUGGUGGGGGGGCCGGGGCCAGAGUUUCAACAUUGCCCCCCAGAAGGAGGAGCCAGAUAUGGGGCACUCUGGACCAAAGUCUGAGCAAGCUAGCAAAAUGCCAGAACCUACGAGUAGUCAGCUCAGCAGUUGCCUGGCCUCUGGAUGUCUUCCAGGGGAGCAUAUCCAAGCAUGGGCUCCAGGAGUAAGGAAGGGCUUGGAACCAGAAUUACCUGGAAAACUGAUCUGCACCAACUUGAGGGUCACCUUCCAGCCCUGUGGAUGGCAGCGGAGUCAGGAUACUCCCCUGAGCAGUGAGUAUGAUUUUGCCUUGGUCAACAUCGAGCGAUUAGAGGCUGUGAGUGGCCUGUCUAGAGUCCAGCUGCUCCGUCCAGGGUCCAUGCUAAAAUUUGUCCCUGAGGAGAUCCUGAUUCAUGGCAGAGAUUUCCGGCUGCUCAGAGUUGGUUUUGAAGCUGGAGGACUAGAACCUCAAGCCUUUCAGGUGACCACAGCCAUUGUCCAAGCCAGAGCUCAGACCAGUCAAGCCCAACAGUAUUCAGGGAUAACUCUGAGAAAGGCUGGCCAGAGUUCUAGCCCUAGAAAACCACCUGUUCCCCUUUUGGAAACAUCAGAAGACUGGGAGGCUGAGCGGAAGCAGCAGGGAGCCAGGGGCUGGAGGGUCAGCACUGUCAAUGAGAGGUUCGACAUAGCUACCAGCCUCCCCCGUUACUUCUGGGUCCCUAACCGAACUCUGGACAGUGAGGUCAGAAGAGCAUUUGGUCACUUUCGUCAGAGCCGUGGACCGCGCCUGUCCUGGCAUCACCCUGGUGGCAGUGACCUUCUCCGCUGUGGAGGCUUUUAUACAGCCAGUGACCCCAGCAGUGAGGACAUCAGAGCAAUGGAGUCCAUGCUCCAGGCGGGGCAUUCAGAUGUUGUCCUGGUAGACACUAUGGAUGAGCUACCCAGUCUUACAGAUGUCCAACUUGCCCACUUGAGGCUGAGGGCCCUCUGCCUGCCUGAUUCAUCUGUAGCUGAAGAUAAAUGGUUCUCAUCUCUGGAAGGAACUCGAUGGUUGGACUAUGUCAGGUCUUGUCUCCGAAAGGCCAGUGACAUCUCAGUUUUAGUGACAUCCAGAGUUCGCUCGGUAGUACUUCAAGAGUACGGUGAUCGUGAUCUCAAUGGCCUCCUCUCUUCACUCGCCCAGCUGCUUUCAGCCUGUGAAGCCCGGACACUACUUGGCUUCCAAUCCCUAGUACAACGAGAGUGGGUGGCAGCUGGACACCCCUUCCUGACUCGGCUUGGGGGAACUGGGGCCAAUGAGGAGGCCCCAGUGUUUCUCCUCUUCCUUGAUUGUGUCUGGCAGCUCCUCCAGCAGUUUCCUGCUGAGUUUGAAUUCUCGGAGUUUUUUCUUCUUGCUCUUCAUGACAGCGUCAGGGUUCCUGACACCCUUACCUUUCUAAGAGAUACUCCCUGGGAGCGUGGAAGGCAGAGUGGACAGUUCAACUCCUAUAAAGAAGUCUACACCCCCGGGUACUCCCAGCCUCCAGCUGGGAAUGCUAUUAACCAGCAGCUGUCUGUCUGGGAUUGGGGUUUACGUUACAGCAAUGAACAGAUACUACAGUUCCAUAACCCUGGCUAUGACCCAGAGCACUGCCCAGAUUCCUAUCUCCCUAGACAGCAGUCAAGCUUCAUGGUUCCUGGACCCCCCAGUUCUUUGUGGCUCUUCUCUAGAGGAGCUCUGACUCCCCUAAAUCAGCUCUGUCCUUGGCGGGACAGUCCUUCCCUGCUGGCAGUCUCUUCUCGCUGGCUUUCUCGACCUGCCAUCUCCACUGAAAGUCUGGCUGACCAGGAGUGGGGACUCCCCUCACAUUGGGGGGCUUGCCCUUUACCCCCAGGUCUCCUGCUGCCUGGAUAUCUGGGACCCCAGAUCAGGCUCUGGAGACGCUGCUACCUGAGAGGACGGCCUGAGGUCCAGAUAGGCCUGUCAGCUCCCACAAUCUCUGGCCUCCAAGAUGAGCUAUCCCAUCUUCAAGAACUAUUAAGGAAAUGGACACCAAGACGGUCUCCUGAGGACUACUCCAAGAAAAGAGACCCAAAUAACAUUCUCUCGAACCCUGCUGAAACUACUGGCAUUGUCACAGACAGGGCAGAGACUAGUCUGGGUCGAGACAAGUCCCGGUCCCAGCCACCCCUCAGCUUUGGUGUCCCGUCAUUACCCAAACGGUAA
Chrysochloris asiatica (Cape golden mole) is the source of this 2208-nucleotide messenger RNA. It is a transcript of the gene MTMR11, whose product is annotated as myotubularin related protein 11. The record is from RefSeq and is a predicted model, not a curated record. Lineage: Eukaryota; Metazoa; Chordata; Mammalia; Afrosoricida; Chrysochloridae.